AUGGCGCUCGUCGCCCAGGCCACCCCCACUCCCGAGCGCCGCCUCCUUCACAUGCCUCGCGAGGCUACCAGGCUCGCUGCCGAUCCCGAGACUGGCGUGAUCUACCUCUACGACAACCGCGGCAUCCACCUUGGUGCUAUGGAGGGCCAUGUCUUUGAGGCCAUCCAGAGCCGUGCCGGCGGUUGCGCUGACAUCAGCGCUAGCGAGGUGCAGCAGCUCCCUGGCUGGGACAAGCUCAAGAGCACGGCGAAUGAUAUGUGGGGAGACUACCAGCGCGAGAUCAAGACCAACAACCCCGAUUUCGCAGACAGGCCCGCUCGUGUUUGCGUUACGAACAACCAGGUCGACAUCACCAUCAACGGCGACCCUCAGUGCACUACUCAGUCCCAGUCCAGCGGCGGUGACUUCUCGGGGACCACCGGCACUGUGGCUCUGUCGCAGAUCGAGGGCACGGCCUACACGCUGUCUACCACGACCACCAAGCAAGCUUCUGUCGCAGUUGGCCUCGGCGCGGAUGUCAAGUUCGGCAUCCCUGAAGUCGCGGACGUGACCUUCAAGACUUCCCUCACCACGACUGUGACGAACACCCUUGGCACGACCGAGUCGACGACCGCCAACCAGCAGACCACGUCGACCGUCACCGUCAGCCAGAAGGAUGGUCAGACUUGCCAGCUCGAUUUCGAGACCAAGUCCUGCACGACGAAGGGCUCGGGCAGCCUGCCCUUCCUCGCCUCCGGCUGGGUCUGGUUCGUGUACAAGAACAAGACGAAGGACCACUGGAACUGGGCUCUGCUCAUGGAGGGCUACCUCGACGAGGGCGAGCGCUCCAUGUACAUGGACUUCGACUCCACGAUCGGCACGGAAACCAAGUCGCAGUACAACGUUGUGUGCCAGUAG
Molecule: messenger RNA, 897 nt
Organism: Schizophyllum commune H4-8
Lineage: Eukaryota; Fungi; Basidiomycota; Agaricomycetes; Agaricales; Schizophyllaceae
Exons: 8
Coding region: 1-897 (298 amino acids)
Source: RefSeq, a predicted model, not a curated record